Molecule: messenger RNA, 636 nt
Organism: Meloidogyne enterolobii
Lineage: Eukaryota; Metazoa; Nematoda; Chromadorea; Rhabditida; Meloidogynidae
Source: the annotation of a GenBank genome assembly
GUAGUGAGCUUAAUAAAUAUGAUACAGUCGAAUACCGUUAGAAGAUUACAUGCUAUCGAGAUUACUCUUUUUAUCUCUGUAAAAUUUUUUUAUAAUAAAGGUUGUCUCCUAAAUUUACACAAACUAUUUCAGAUCAGUCGUGAAGAAACCUAUGUCCGUGAACAGAAUUUAAAAGAAGGACGCGCGGAGGAAUCUGCUCGCCAUUUACCUGGACAAACUAAACCAACAACAGAUUUUGCCAAAAAAGCAGUUGUUCAACCAAUGGCAGAAGCUAAAGUCAAAAUUGGUGAACAAACAAAAACAAUACAAGCACCGUCAAAGGAAGAAAUUGAAGAGAAGAAAAGGAAGGAAGAAGAAAGGAAGAGGAAAAUAAAAGAAGAAGAGGAAGAAAAAAAGAGAAAAGAAGAAGAAAGGAAGAAAAAAAUAAAAGAAGAGGAGGAAAGGAAGAGGAAAAAGUUGAAGGAGGAGGAAGAGAAAAGAAAGAAAUUGGAAGAGGAAGCGAAGGCUUUAGCAAAGAAGAAGGCAACAGAAGAAAUGAAGAAAAAAACAGCUGAAGAAGUAGCAAAGGUAAAUAAUAAAAUAGUAGAUAGACUUUGUUGGGUGUUGGGUAUCCUUAAAAUAUUUCAAAUAUAUUGA